AAUAAUUUUAAUUCAAAGGCAUUCUCUGCAGAGGGACUCCAGGAAGGCAAAAACAUUCUCAGAUCUGAUCCAUCUCUCUGCAAAAUCUUCAAAUCAACAUGUCUUCAACGUUUAGUGGCGAUGAAACUGCUCCUUUCUUCGGCUUCCUUGGCGCUGCUGCUGCCCUCGUCUUCUCCUGUAUGGGAGCUGCAUAUGGAACAGCGAAAAGUGGAGUAGGUGUGGCGUCGAUGGGUGUGAUGAGGCCAGAAUUGGUGAUGAAGUCUAUUGUGCCGGUGGUCAUGGCUGGCGUGUUGGGUAUUUACGGUUUGAUUAUUGCUGUUAUUAUUAGUACUGGGAUUAACCCCAAGGCUAAAUCUUAUUACCUUUUUGAUGGCUACGCCCAUCUCUCUUCCGGUCUCGCUUGUGGCCUUGCUGGUUUAUCUGCUGGUAUGGCGAUCGGGAUCGUCGGUGAUGCUGGUGUUAGAGCCAAUGCACAACAGCCAAAGCUUUUUGUAGGGAUGAUUCUCAUUCUCAUUUUCGCUGAAGCUCUGGCCUUGUAUGGUCUCAUUGUUGGCAUCAUUCUCUCUUCCCGAGCUGGUCAGUCAAGAGCUGAUUAAAAUAGAGCUUGUGUUUUGCUUACUGGUGUGGUGGAAAUGUUAUCAAUUUUUUUAAAACGUAUUGUUUCUGUUUGUGAUUAUUCUACCGGACAGAUUGGAUGACCGUUGAAACUGGUGGUAGAAUGUAGAAGUAGAAAUUAGUUUCUUCAGUUAAUAAAUUAUGUUAUCAUUGUUUAAUGUUGAAAUACUUUGCUUUUUGUGGUUUCAUUCCUAAUAUUCAUAGAAUGUUGCCUUCAA
Mangifera indica (mango) is the source of this 833-nucleotide messenger RNA. RefSeq names its product V-type proton ATPase 16 kDa proteolipid subunit. Gene Ontology annotation, molecular function: proton-transporting ATPase activity, rotational mechanism. The transcript is spliced from 3 exons. The coding region runs from base 99 to 596 and encodes 165 amino acids. Gene Ontology annotation, cellular component: proton-transporting V-type ATPase, V0 domain. Lineage: Eukaryota; Viridiplantae; Streptophyta; Magnoliopsida; Sapindales; Anacardiaceae. Gene Ontology annotation, biological process: proton transmembrane transport. The record is from RefSeq and is a predicted model, not a curated record.